Messenger RNA from Ictalurus furcatus (blue catfish), 1745 nucleotides. RefSeq names its product zinc finger protein 200. NCBI's taxonomy places the organism in Eukaryota, Metazoa, Chordata, Actinopteri, Siluriformes, Ictaluridae. Gene Ontology annotation, molecular function: DNA-binding transcription factor activity, RNA polymerase II-specific; RNA polymerase II cis-regulatory region sequence-specific DNA binding. The coding region runs from base 346 to 1551 and encodes 401 amino acids. Gene Ontology annotation, biological process: regulation of transcription by RNA polymerase II. The record is from RefSeq and is a predicted model, not a curated record. The transcript is spliced from 2 exons.
UUUGCAUAGGGCCCAGAAAUUCAUCAAAUAUUUUGCUCAUAAUUUAAGAAAAGCCGUUUCACAAUGAUCACACAUUAAUGUUUGCAUUAUUUCUUUUAAUGUGUACUGUUUUAUAUGUUGUGCUUUCAUUUAGUCUGCAUUCAAUAAUUAUCCCAUCUAUUCCCGUAUUUACGGUAAGCAAUAGACAAACCGGAAGUAGACGCGCUUGAUGUUGUAGAGAUUCUGGGAAGAUUGCUAUAAUAACAAUAAAAUAAGUAUUUUUAUUAUUAUUAAUAUUAAUAUCUCAGCAGAAAAGGUCGAGACUGAAGUUCGGGUGUAUGAGGGGCUGAUUUAUCGAAGAGGACGAUGCUCUCGGAGGACACGGCGACCAGCAGCAGCGUUUCUUUCCAUAGUAGGCUGGCCUCGGUCAUGGCCGUGGUGGCUCAGUCGGCUGUGGCUGAAAUCAGCAAAUUGUACGAUGACGGGCUGCUGGUGCUGCGCCUGGAGGUCUGCCGCAAAGACUCUGAAAUCGAGGCGCUGAAGAUUAAACUACAGACGGUUGAAAACGAGCUGCGGCUUCUGAAAGACUGUCAGCGCCCAGAGAUCACCAACCUGCUCCCUGCUGCCUGCUCACACAGACAAGCAGACCUUGUAGAAUGCACAGAGAGGACAAAUCAGCAUCUUUCUUGGAAACAACCUGCUAUUGAUGUGUGCGAUGGUAAGGAAAACGAUCAUGCAGGUGAAAUGAACUACAGAUCCUCAGAAGAAAUAAAUUCGCAGGACACUCUCACAAAGGAAACCGCACUCACCUCUACAGAGCCACAACCUUCCACAGAGGAUCUGAACCAGCCAGCAUUCUGCGAGGAAGAGAGUGGAGCAGAGUUUCUGAAAGAAACAGAACAGGGGAUACAGACAGUUAUUUUAGAUGAGAGCAUUGAGUGUGUGGUGAUCGAGGACAGAAAAACACAGCUUUGGUCAUCCACGGAGAACGGCGUGGAACAUGCAGAGGACCCUGACUGCUCUAUUGUAACUGAACAAGACGGACAUCCGCAGAUCUCCUCCGUGUGGAGUGUCAGUUCUAGUACAUCCAGUCCUGUUGGUGAUAUGACUAUGACAAACAGAGUCAAUGUAGAAGAAAUGAGACAGCACAUGAUGCCACAGCAGCCCAGGAGCGCAGGAGGAUCAACAGACCUAAACCCAUCACGACAGGUAAAACACAGAGCAAAUGCAGCGGUCCAGCCCAGGCUCUUACUUCCUUCAAAAACUCAUGAACGGGUCACGCUCUUAAGCAGUAGCAUAAGCCCGAAGAACCGAGGAACUGUCACAGUAAAUGACAUUGCUAUAGCCAGGUUACCUCAGAGGAGAAGGCCAGUCAGAGAGAAAUGGUUCAUGUGUUCGUUCUGUGGGAAAAGCUUUGACCGUAUUAGCCACCUUCAGAUGCACCACAGAAUUCACACCGGAGAGAAACCGUUCCACUGCGGCAUGUGCGGGAAGAGUUUCUCUCAGCAAAGCAACUUACGCACACACCAGAAAACACACACAGAUCUCAGGACACAAAGCAAAACAUUUUGAAAAUAAGACUAGAACAUGUGUGUCAGUAAAAACAAAUUCUAGCACGUAAACCAACACCUAGCCAUCUUGGUUUUGUUCAUUUUAUUUUUUACAAUAAACAAAAAGUUGCCAAUACUUCUGUUACUGUCUUUACAAAAUGCACAGUAGAAUACGGAAAAAAAUACACAAAAGUCAUGAAAAGGUAUACAUUGCUC